AUGGGAGCUGAUGACUCAUUUAGUCUUUCAUUCCUUGAUCCUCUGGAUGUGUUAGGGACAACCCUUACGGAAGAUUCACCGAUAAGAUCACGAUACACUACUCCAAAGAGUGAUCUGAGAGAACAAUCAUUAUCUACGGCAUCUGACUUAUCUCCGAUUAAUUUAGAAGAUUUAACUACUCCUUCCAAGAAUAAUGAAUCAUCAACACGUCAACUGUACCAAUCAAUAUUGAAAAAUAGUCCAACUAAAACUCCAAGAGAAGGUUCAACUAGCUCGGGUAAUAAUCUUGGCUCAGCUAGGGGAAGAGUAUUAUUCUCGCCAACAAAGGAAAUCCGAUCGUUUAGAAUUGAUUCUCAUCAUUAUGAAGAGAAUGAAGUAGAUGUAACUGAAGAAGAACAAUCUGAUGAAUCUGAUGAGUCUGAACUUAUUAUUCGAAGAAGAGGGAAACUGGGGGAUUCUUCAUCUUCUAAAAAGAGUAAAUUCAAUUUAAUUGAUCCAAAUACUCCAUAUGUACUUUCCUUAUAUUUACAAUUUGCAUUCAACUUUUUGGUACUUUCAUUUGUGAUUUACUUUUUAUUUAUAUUUAUUAAAACAAUCUCAUCGGAUGUUAAUCAUAAAAUAGACAUUUAUGUGACAAAUUCAAUUGAAGAAAUCAAACAUUGCACAAGAGAAUAUAAUCGAAACAAUUGUUCUCCAGAUAUACGAGCUCCAGUGUUGGAGAAAUCAUGUACAAUGUGGAAGAAAUGUAUGGAUAGAGAUCCACAAAAAAUCGGACGAUCUAAAGUAACUGCUGAAACAUUGGCUGAUAUCAUUAAUGGGUUCCUUAAGCCAAUAUCAUGGAAAUCUUUAGUAUUUAUCAAUAUGUUGAUGUGGUCAGUAGUGGCUACAAAUGUUGCAUUUGGAAGUUACAGAAAUAGUACACGUAUCAAUAGUCCAAAGAAAAAUAAUGAUAAUGACAUUUACAAAAGUGAAGUUUUACGUUUACGGGCGCAAGUAGCGGAACUUGAACUGAAACUUAAAUUAAUAGACUCUGAACGAGGAACAGCUACACUUGCCAUAAGUUCAAGUGAAAACUCACUUUAUUAUACACCACUUAGAUAA
Molecule: messenger RNA, 1101 nt
Organism: [Candida] anglica
Lineage: Eukaryota; Fungi; Ascomycota; Pichiomycetes; Serinales; Debaryomycetaceae
Source: the annotation of a GenBank genome assembly